AUGUUUUGGCCAUCGCAGGCAUUCAAUGUAUAUGGCCAUGACCCCUACCAAGUUGGCAUUCGAACGAUUCCCGUCGGAUUUUCCAUUCUCGCGGGCGCUUGCAUUGUGCUCUACUUGCUCAGUGUCUUGAAAGGUAGCAAUAGAGAGCUCCUUGUUAUUAGCAGCGUCUUUAUGACCGCAGGCUGCGGCGCCAUGGCGAGCGCUAACGUCGACAAUAUGAGCACACUAUGGAUAAUUCUCAUCAUCGCUGGCCUUGGAAUUGGCGGCAUCGUCGUCCCGGCCUCAAUCAUAACCACAAUAAUAUGCCCUGAUGACCUAAUCGCAACUGUUGCUGCUGUAACCCUCUCUAUCCGCGUUGUGGGCGGCUCUAUCGGUUACACAAUAUACUAUAACGUUUUCAUAUCCAAAUUUAUUCCCAAUGCCGUAAAGUACAUCGGCGGUACCAUGUCUCUCAAACUCGAAAUAAAAGACGAAGCCCUGAUUGAAGAAGCAAUAAAACUCACCGGAGAAUCACUAAUUAACGAUCUUAAACAUAUCCCUGGAAUUUCGGGAAACGAAACGGCUUACCAGAUGGUAGUAAGUGCAGGCCAAGUCGCAUUUGCGGAGAGUUACAAAUGGGUGUAUUACACGAGCGUUGCAUUCGGCGUGUUAAGUAUCAUCGCGGCGUGUUUCCUGGGCGAUAUUGAAAAGUAUAUGGACGACCAUGUUGCUGUGAUAGUGAAUUGA
Coccidioides posadasii C735 delta SOWgp is the source of this 726-nucleotide messenger RNA. RefSeq lists its product as uncharacterized. Gene Ontology annotation, molecular function: transmembrane transporter activity. NCBI's taxonomy places the organism in Eukaryota, Fungi, Ascomycota, Eurotiomycetes, Onygenales, Onygenaceae. The record is from RefSeq and is a predicted model, not a curated record. Gene Ontology annotation, cellular component: plasma membrane. Gene Ontology annotation, biological process: transmembrane transport.